Funneliformis mosseae is the source of this 143-nucleotide messenger RNA. NCBI's taxonomy places the organism in Eukaryota, Fungi, Glomeromycota, Glomeromycetes, Glomerales, Glomeraceae. The record is from the annotation of a GenBank genome assembly.
AUUAUUGCACGCAAACCGGGUGUAAACAGAUACCAAAUCGGUCUCUUGGAUCCCUUGAUGUCCCUUUUAAACAAAUUCUGGAGCCAUGCAACCAAUUAUGGAGUUCUCAAUCUGCGUUAUUGCGUUACCUUAUGUUAUUAUGA